Messenger RNA from Lotus japonicus, 2172 nucleotides. RefSeq lists its product as uncharacterized. Bases 1 to 2172 code for a protein of 723 amino acids. The record is from RefSeq and is a predicted model, not a curated record. Lineage: Eukaryota; Viridiplantae; Streptophyta; Magnoliopsida; Fabales; Fabaceae. Gene Ontology annotation, biological process: proteolysis. The transcript has a single exon. Gene Ontology annotation, molecular function: aspartic-type endopeptidase activity.
AUGCGAGGUAAAACUUCAGCUGAUCAACUGUUGUACGAUCCCGAGAUCGAAGCUACAGCUAGAAGAAACAAUAGCAAGACAAAGAGGAGAAAACAAUUAGCUAAGCAAAGAAAGGAACAAGAAGCAUCAUCUUCUUUAAUCUCUUCAAGAAAUCAAGAACAAAACAUCAUGGCAGCUGCUCCAGGUCGUGAAAAUGGAGAUGACAAUGCAGGUUUUGUGAACUUCACACCGAGGAAUAUGACAAGAAUCGGAAGACCUGCAGGUAAUGAGAAGCCACCUGAGAUGAAGUCCGGAUUGGUGCAGCUAAUGUAUGCCAACCCAUUUGCUGGUUUGGACCAUGAGAAUCCGUACACGCAUUUGACAAAGUUCUAUGAACUUUGUGGCACUGCUAGCCUUACACAAACUGAGGAAGAAGCUGUGUUCCUGAGGCUCUUUCCCUUGACUUUGAUUGGGCAAGCUAAAGACUGGUUUUUGGAUCAGCCACAAACCAUUUUAUCUGAUUGGAAUGAACUUGAAAGGAAAUUCAUGGCAAGGUAUUUCUCUGAAUCAAAAUUCAUGAAUUGUAAAACUGCUAUUUCUACUUUUUCCCAGUUUGCAGGUGAAAGCCUAUGUGAAGCUUGGGAGAGAUUUAAGUCUAUGCUGAGAAAGUGCCCAAAUCAUGGGUUUGAUGCUCGAACUCAAAUUCAUAUAUUCAGAAAUGGUUUGGACAAACAAAGCAAGCUGAUCUUGGAUGCUACAGCUGGAGGGUCUCUUAUGGCUAAAACACCUACUGAAGCCAUUCAGAUUAUUGAGGCUAUGGCUCUAAACGACCAACAAGAUCAACACCAUCGUGGUCCACCAAGGAGAGGUGGAAUGAUUGAGCUAGGGACAAAUGAUGUUGUUUUGGCUCAAAAUAAGCAGCUUCAACAACAACUAGAUGAAGUAAAACAAAAGCUCGCAGAUCUUCCAAAGCAACUAAAAGAGAUGCAUGAUUCCUCUUCUAGAAAACAGGUAUAUAGAUGUGAUGUUUGUGCAGGUGAUCAUCAUACUAGUAGCUGUGAUCAAAAUCAGGAAGAAGUGAACUACGUGGGAAAUCAACAGAGGCAAGGUCAGUACCAGAACAACUACCCUAUGGGAGGUAACCAGUACAAUAACCAACCUUGGAGGCAAGACACAGGACCAUCUUCCAGCAGGGUACCACCAGCACCGUACCAAAAUCAACAAUACCAACAUAAUCAACCAUUUCAACAACCAUCACAAGAUAGGACUUCCAAACUGGAGGAUACACUAACCCAAUUUAUGCAGGUUUCGAUAUCCAACCAGAAAAAUACGGAUGCAUCCAUUAAAAACUUGGAAGUACAAGUUGGACAGAUGGCUAAACAAUUGAGUCAGCUGACUACUGAGCAGAAAGGGAAGUUCCAUGCCAAUACAGAAGACAAUCCCAGGGAGCAUUGCAAUGCAAUAUUCACAAGAAGUGGGAGAGUAGUUGGUGGAGAGAUUGAUGUGGAUGAAGAGAAAAAUGAGAGCCAUGAUCCAAAAGAGAGUGAAAAAGAGGAAGGGGCUGAAAAAGAAGAAGAAAAGAAUAAAAGAGAGGUUGUAGAUAGAGAGGAAAAGAAAAAGAGUGAAAACCAUGAGAAAAAGAAAGAGAGUGAGGAAGUCAGGUGGAGUCCGCCUAUCCAACGCUUGCCAUAUCCUCCGAAUUCUAAAAAGAUUGAUCAUGAGAGGCAAAAGAGGAGAUUUCUAGAUAUUUUCAGGCAUUUGAACAUCACAAUGCCAUUUUCUGAGGCAUUGGAGCAAAUUCCCUCCUAUGGCAAGUACAUGAAAGAGCUUUUGAAUAAAAAGGACAGGUUGAAAGCACUGCAUGAAGAUGAGGUGAUCCAGCUCAAUGGACGUUGUAGUGCAAUUCUGCAACGCUUACCACCUCCAAAGCAUAGAAGUUCCAAGAGUCUUGUCUUGCCGGUUAAACUUGACAACAAUCAAUCCUGUAAUGCACUGAUAGACUCUGGGGCUACUAUCAAUUUAAUGCCUCUUUCCUUGUUGAAAAGAUUGGGAGAUGUGGAAGUAGAGCCUACAGAGAUGACGCUGCAACUAGCUGAUAUCAGUCAAAUUACCUCAAGGAAUUGCAGAGAAUGUGACUGUGAUGGUGGAGCAGCUGAAUUUCCCAGUAGACUUUGUGGUUGUAGAUGUUCCUGA